AUGCAGCUGAAGCCUUUCGUUUUCCUUGCAGUGUUGCCGGUCUCUUCUGCCAUUCCCACGCACAAGCACCGGCGGCACAGGCGCGAUAGCCAGGGCCACCUGACAAUGACAGCGACCCCGUUCCUGGCCGCCGAUGUGGAGCGGCAGAUGUCGCCCACGCCGGGCGUGGAAUCCAGCAGCGUGUGGGCCAACACUUCUCGAUACGCCAGUGGAAGCGAAUCCGUUAGCGAGGCUGUCAGCGAUGGGACGUCCACGUUCGUUAGCGACAGCUUCACGGAAAGCGAGUCGUCCGAAGGGAACGGUACCCUGAUCGCGGAUUUCGAAACCUUGGAGAGUGAUACGUCGAUUGGCAACGCCACCAUGGCGCCAGAGUCCAUCUCAAGCGUGUCAUUCAGCAGCGCCAGUGAUGCCGACGUCUCAGCUUUCCCGACCGCGAACGUGUCCGGGACUGCACCUCUGUCCGACAUCAGUUCCGUAUCGGAGUCAGUAGCUAGCAGCAGCACGCUUGCAGGCGAUGUUACUUUGAACACGUCGACGCCGGUCCUCAGCUCUACUGCGGAACCUUCAGACACCAAUUUAUCUAGCACAAGUGCCGGGUGGCUAAGUUCCAUAAGCACCGCGGUGUGGGGCUCAAGCACGGAUGUUUCAUCGACUAGCAGUGCGUAUCCCUCUGCCAGCUCGCGGCCAAAGAACACCACUGGUCCAUCGGACAUCCACGGCGAUCUUCAGAACUUUGAACCCCCUACUCAGAAAUUCGUGGAUGGGAGUGUCUCAUGCGACGAGUUCCCUGUGGGCCAAGGUGUGGUUGAUCUGUCAUGGGUCGGGCUGGGCGGAUGGGCGUCUGUGAUGGACAUGGAUGGCAGCACUGCGGAAGGCUGCAAGGAUGGCUUCUACUGCUCCUACGCAUGCCAGGCCGGUAUGUCGAAGACACAAUGGCCUUCGAGUCAGCCUGGGGACGGUCGCUCCGUUGGCGGUCUCUACUGUAAGGAUGGAAAAUUGCAUCGCUCCAACCCUGGCGCGGACUAUUUGUGUCAAUGGGACGUUGACUCCGCUGCAGCGGUCAACAAGGUCGGGCAGCCAAUCGCCAUGUGCAGAACUGAUUACCCAGCCUCGGAAAACAUGGUUGUCCCCACAGUAUUGGAGCCUGGCAGCAGUAAGCCGGUUUCGGUCGUGGAUGCCAACAAUUACUACAUGUGGCAGGGUAAGAAGACUUCGACUCAGUACUACGUCAAUAAUGCGGGCGUUUCGGUGGAAGACGGUUGCGUAUGGGGAGAGAACGGCUCUGGUAUAGGUAACUGGGCUCCUGUCGUGCUUGGAGCAGGUUACGACAAUGGUAUCAGUUACUUGUCCAUUAUCCCUAACCCCAACAACAAGGUACCUCCAAACUACAAUGUCAGAAUAGUAGCGAGCCCGGGGUCCAAAGUCAUUGGUGACUGUAAGUACGAAAAUGGAGUCUACAAUGGCGAGGGUACCGAUGGUUGCACCGUGUCAGUUCUUUCUGGGACAGCGAACUUUGAGUUCUAUUAA
Molecule: messenger RNA, 1527 nt
Organism: Eremothecium gossypii ATCC 10895
Lineage: Eukaryota; Fungi; Ascomycota; Saccharomycetes; Saccharomycetales; Saccharomycetaceae
Gene: UTH1
Product: SUN family protein UTH1
Exons: 1
Coding region: 1-1527 (508 amino acids)
Biological process (GO): fungal-type cell wall organization
Cellular component (GO): fungal-type cell wall; cell surface
Source: RefSeq, marked provisional